This is a messenger RNA of Pseudomyrmex gracilis, 2104 nucleotides long. RefSeq names its product negative elongation factor A (gene Nelf-A). The transcript is spliced from 7 exons. Lineage: Eukaryota; Metazoa; Arthropoda; Insecta; Hymenoptera; Formicidae. The record is from RefSeq and is a predicted model, not a curated record. Gene Ontology annotation, biological process: negative regulation of transcription elongation by RNA polymerase II. Bases 338 to 1903 code for a protein of 521 amino acids. Gene Ontology annotation, cellular component: NELF complex.
UACUAAUGGACACAGUGUUACACAGUGUUGCCUGUGUACGUAGUUGCAAAGCACCUUUUAUGUGCGGAAGAAUAAACUGCUGUUUUAGAUUGGGUUUACAAUUCGCAAGAUUUUCAAAUUUAACUGCGUUCAGCAGAACUCAGCGGUUAGCGUUUUGCGAUUGUUACUUGUCAUUGGCAUAUACUGUAAUAUAUCAAAUAGAUUUACAGGAAGAGACCAAUCAAAAUAAGCGCAAAGCGCUUGCUGAGCGCUGAGUUCUGCUGAACGCAGCCUUUAAUAUAUCUUUCUUUUUCCUUCCUUCUUUUUCUUCUUUUAGCUUCUCUGUGCUGCUAUCUGCAUGCCCACGAGUUCCUUCUUUAGGCGGGAAUCGCACUCAGCACGCCACCGUUUACGCUGGACUGGCAGCUCGAUUUGCUCGCAACUCAAUGCCGAAGUGCUCCGAAACAUCAAAGAUUGUUUUCCCGACCUACAGACGCAGGUUAAGCUCAAGCUGCUACUGUCGUUCUUUCACAUACCCAGACGCAAUGUGGAAGAGUGGCGUGUGGAACUGGAAGAAAUCAUUGAGGUUGCUUCUUUGGACAGUGAGCUAUGGGUGUCGAUGUUAUCCGAAGCGAUGAAGACGUUUCCAUCAACCGGUUCUCUGAACACGGAUAUCACUGAUCUGGAUGAACAUAGAUCAAUCUUUGGCGAUUUGGUCAAUGAUCUCCGUAAACUACUCAAAAAGCAGAACGAUCCUGCUAUGCUUCCUUUAGAAUGUCAUUAUCUAAAUAAGACUGCACUGACCUCUGUGGUUGGCCAAAUACCUACACCAACCAAACACUUCACUCUCAAGAGAAAACCAAAAAGUGCAGCUUUGAGAACAGAAUUACUUCAAAAAAGUUCUGAUGCAGCUAGUAAUCUCAAGAAAAGUACAGCUCCCACUGUGCCAGUAAGAAGUAGAGGAAUGCCUCGUAAGAUGACUGAUACAACUCCUCUCAAAGGUAUUCCUAGCCGAGUCCCAACAAGCGGCUUUCGAUCUCCCUCACUCACAAGCAGUAUGCCCAAUAGGACGUCAAUUAAUAGAAUGCGAAAAGAUGGUGGUAUUAAGUUACUAGAGAUUACUGAGCAACCUUUAGGUUAUGCGCAAGCAAAGAAGAGGAAAAGGAUGAUGGAGUUGGAGGAGCAGCAGAAGAAGGUCGCCGAAGCACAAGCAGCAGCUGCCGCGGCAGCGGCUUCUGUUGCUUCACCUGUUCCGGAUACUCCUACAACUCCGGAGUACGCACAAGGACUGACAUCGAUUAAUCCAGCGACGCCAGUCGCACCUGCAGUGACUACGCCACAACCCUAUGUCGCGCCUAGUACACCAAGUAGCAUAACAACGACAACACAAACACCCACUACGCCAACCACCUCUACGACGUCUACUCCUGUGAUACCACCGGUAACCACGCCGACAGUAAUAACGUCUGUCGAAACUACACCUGUCGCUGUGCAAACGGUCAGACCAGCUCAGACAGUGACGCAGAUUCGUAUACAAACUACAGCACAGCCUAAUGCGGCAGCCAAUACGAGAAAAGGCUUAUCUCUUACGCGAGAACAAAUGCUGGAGGCACAAGAAAUGUUUAGAACUGCAAAUAAAGUAACGCGUCCAGAAAAAGCUCUUAUUUUAGGUUUUAUGGCUGGCUCUAGAGAUAAUCCUUGUCCAAAAUUGGGCAAUAUAGUCACAGUAAUGCUGUCGGAAAAUAUAGAAGAAGUGGCACAAUCGGACGGAACAACUGUACCAAUGUUAGUAGAAACUCAUUUCCAAAUGAACUACACGAACGGCGAGUGGAAGAGGAUAAAAAAGAAUCGACGUAUAGUGACGGAAGAAUCCACGUCAACGUCCACACCUGCGCCAACCGCGACCGCCACGGCUUCCAAUUAAAAACAAAAAUGUUCAGCUGCUACAUGGAGUAUAAAUUUGUUAAGAAGUAACGCACAUUGUGUGAUUAUUCGUCUUCUUAGUGAAUUGAUAGGCAUUUUGCUAAGGCCUGUUCCACAAUACACUGUCGUAAGCUGUAAGUCGUAAGAAAAUGACCAAUCACAGACUAAUUACAGAAGAAUAAUCGAUUGUGAUUGGUCAAUU